Struthio camelus australis is the source of this 1149-nucleotide messenger RNA. The record is from RefSeq and is a predicted model, not a curated record. Lineage: Eukaryota; Metazoa; Chordata; Aves; Struthioniformes; Struthionidae.
AUGUGGAGGGUUAGAAACAGCCAAAGAGGCUAUGAAGGUUUUGAGACGAGAGUUGAGGGAUCUCUAUCUCAGCCUCUGCUGAAGAAGUCAAGCCCGGCCGACCUGCCGGCGCGCAAGCUGCGCAUUGUUUCGAAUGACGAAAAGCAAUACUUCGCUAUCGCGGACGAUAAUGGAAGCCUGUGUGUGAACGAGAGGAUAGACCGGGAGGAUAUCUGCGGGGACGUGUCGCCCUGUGUCCUCAGUUUCGAGGCGGUGGUGGAAAACCCGUUCAAUAUAUUUCAUGUGAGCGUUACUAUUCAUGAUAUCAACGACAACGCGCCACAGUUCGGCAGAGAAUUUGUUGACCUAGAAAUAACGGAAUCCACGCCUCCAGGAGCGAGGUUCCCGCUGGGAAGUGGCAGAGACCCUGACGUUGGUGCUAACUCUUUGCAAAACUACCAGCUUACACCCAAUCCUCUAUUUUCCCUAGUAGUGAAGGAGAAUCCCGAUGGCAAGAAACACGCGGAAUUGCUACUGGAGAAACAGCUAGAUCGAGAAAAACAGGAAAAUCACCAUUUGAUACUGAUGGCGGUGGAUGGUGGGCAUCCAGUCAGAUCCGGGACUGUACACAUUAUGAUUAAUGUGACUGACGCCAACGACAAUACCCCGGUAUUCACCAAGGAAAUGUACAAGGUCCGACUGGAGGAAAACUUGCCUGAGGACUCCUUAAUUUUUCAGGUGGAAGCCACUGACAGUGACGAAGGUACAAAUGCGGAAAUUACCUACUCUUUCAGUGACAUCGGAAACAGAGCUCGCCAACUUUUCGGGCUGGAUCCCAGAACAGGUGAGGUCAAGCUUACCGGUCCCUUAGAUUUCGAAGAGGCCAAAUACUACGAGGCGACCAUUGAAGCCAAAGACGGAGGCGGGCUGAGUGGCCACGCCAAGGUCCACAUAGACAUUCUAGACAUGAACGACAACGCUCCAACACUUUCCCUCCUGCCUAUCUUGAACCCGAUACCUGAAGACUCGGCUCCAGGCACAGUUGUAGCGGUGAUCAAUGUUCGCGACAGGGACUCCGGAGAUAACGGAGAUGUAAGCUGUUACAUAGACGACGAUUUGCCUUUCAGACUGGAAUCAGCUUCGAAAAAUUCCUACAAAUUAGUAACUGAU